Molecule: messenger RNA, 497 nt
Organism: Phytophthora sojae
Lineage: Eukaryota; Oomycota; Peronosporomycetes; Peronosporales; Peronosporaceae
Exons: 2
Coding region: 21-359 (112 amino acids)
Molecular function (GO): peptidyl-prolyl cis-trans isomerase activity
Source: RefSeq, a predicted model, not a curated record
CGACCGACCACCAAGACAGCAUGGGCGUGACCAAGGAGAUCCUCUCGGAAGGCAACGGGCCGACCCCCACCAAGGGCGCGUCCGUGACGGUGCACUGCACGGGCUACGGCAAGGACCGCGACCUGCAGCAGAAGUUCUGGAGCACGAAGGACCCGGGCCAGACGCCCUUCACCUUCAGCGUGGGCCUGGGCCAAGUGAUCAAGGGCUGGGACGAAGGCGUGCUCGGCAUGAAGCUCGGAGAGACGGCGCGACUCACCUGCACGCCGGACUACGCGUACGGUGCCGGCGGCUUCCCGGCCUGGGGAAUUCAGCCGAACUCAACGCUGAUUUUCGAGAUCGAGGUGCUCAAGCUCAACUAAGCAGGAAGGGGUGGGUCCUACCUAUUAAUCGCUGUCAAAAGGUUUUCAAGCUUCGUAAAAUAGGCGCCAAGCUGAGCGAUGGAGACAAGUGUGCAAGAGAGUCCACGAAGAGAGAAAUGCACUGCAUAUUUUGCGAUG